AUGAGACACUUUAGGAUAUCUUCUAUCUGUCGGGAGUUAUCAAAAAGACUUUGUCGUAAACAGGGUUCAUCAGAUAUGGGGAACAUUUUGAAAUACUCUUCGUCUAACCAGUCAAAGAGUGAACAAAAUUCUAACAUUGGCUGUACAACUCUGGGCAUAGUUUGGAAAAGAAUUAAACAAAAAUCAUUCAUAUUAAUCUCUCCUAGAAUGUGA
Molecule: messenger RNA, 213 nt
Organism: Heterobilharzia americana
Lineage: Eukaryota; Metazoa; Platyhelminthes; Trematoda; Strigeidida; Schistosomatidae
Source: the annotation of a GenBank genome assembly